Messenger RNA from Opisthorchis viverrini, 720 nucleotides. RefSeq lists its product as hypothetical. Gene Ontology annotation, cellular component: nucleosome. The transcript has 4 exons. Gene Ontology annotation, molecular function: structural constituent of chromatin; DNA binding; protein heterodimerization activity. Lineage: Eukaryota; Metazoa; Platyhelminthes; Trematoda; Opisthorchiida; Opisthorchiidae. The annotation marks the transcript as partial. The record is from RefSeq and is a predicted model, not a curated record.
UGGUUCAACCAGUUAACUCAGAGAGGACAGUUUCUGGGUCGUCUUUCGAGAUGUGGGACAAACCAGUCACACUGCUCAAUUAAGAACACAUUCACUCGUUCACGUGUCAUAAUUCACGUGAGUUCAGCGUGCUCUGGUGGAUUAGUGGUAAUUCACUCACCUCGCACGUCAGAUGUCCGGAAUUCAGACCUUGACACAGCGCCACUGAUGAGCUCGAGUCCGUUUUUCAUAGGAAAUGCAUUCCGUAUCCAAACCAUCACUACAGGCCUGGGACCGUCGCUCUCUGUGAGACCCGUCGUUACCAGAAGUCCACCGAGCUGCUCAUCCGUAAACUGCCUGGUGAGGGAAAUCGCUCAAGAUUUCAAGACCGACCUAAGAUUCCAGAGCUCGGUUGUCCAAGCUAAACAGGAAGUCAGCGAGGCAUACUUGGUUGGUCUGUUCGAGGACACUAACCUGUGUGCAAUUCAUGCGAAGGUUCUUUCGUUAAGCCGUGUGACUGAUUUCUCCCAAGCUACACUCGAAACCUGCUGUCCCAAAAAUCUGGCAUCCACAAGUUCUUCUCAAUAUCAUCGAAGACCUCAAUCAAGUAUAAACACGUUCAUCUGUUCAGACUUGAAAAAUCACAUGCAUCCAGCGUACGCGGGUGCAGUGCUAACACGCUCACAUCGCAUGUCAGAUGUCCGGAGUUCGAACCUAGGCACGAAUAAGGAUAUGCACCAC